AUGACCACUCACAAAUCUGGUCAGAGUGGUAGAAAAAAAGUUCAGGUUUCAUUUGUUAUAAGAGAUGAAGUUGAAAAGCAACAUAGAGCAGGUGUCAAUUCCUUACAGUAUGAUCCUCACAUGCAAAGGUUGUAUUCUGCUGGUAGGGAUAGUAUUAUUAGGACAUGGAAUACAAAGUCAUCUCGCGAACAGUAUAUACAAUCAAUGGAGCAUCAUACUGAUUGGGUUAAUGACAUAGUCCUCUGUUGUGGCGGCAAAAAUUUAAUUUCUGCUAGUUCUGAUACAACAGUGAAGGUCUGGAAUGCCCAUAAAGGAUUCUGCAUGUCUACACUCCGGACACAUAAAGAUUAUGUUAGAGCUCUUGCUUAUGCUAAAGAUAUUGAGCAAGUAGCCUCAGCUGGGUUAGAUAGAGCUAUAUUUUUAUGGGAUGUCAAUACCUUAACUGCAUUAACAGCUAGUAACAAUACCGUUACAACUUCAUCUAUUACUGGAAGUAAAAAUUCUAUUUAUAGUCUUGCUAUGAAUCCUUCUGGAACUGUGAUAAUUAGUGGUAGUACUGAAAAAGUUUUGAGAGUUUGGGAUCCAAGAUCUUGCAAUAAACAAAUGAAAUUAAUUGGUCAUAGUGAUAAUGUGAAAGCUCUUGUAGUAAAUAGAGAUGGAACUCAAUGUCUAUCUGGUAGCUCUGAUGGAACUAUUAAACUUUGGUCAUUAGGACAACAGCAGUGCAUACAAACAUAUCGGAUACAUACUGAAGGUGUAUGGGCAUUGAUAGCAACUGAAGGUUUUACGCAUGUUAUAUCUGGAGGACGGGACAGAAAAAUUUAUUUGACUGAUCUGAAAACUAAGCAAUCAGUAUUUUUAUGUGAAGAAGAAGCUCCAAUUUUGAAAAUGGCUGCAAACUCUGAUUUUUCUGGCAUUUGGGUUGCAACCUCCAAUUCUUCAAUUAACUCUUGGAGUGUACCUAAAAAGGAUUCACUUCCUGAUGAAGAUAAUAUCGAACCUGUUUAUACGCAACCUGAGCAGACUAUAAAAGGAGGACCAGCAAUUCGUAAAUUCCAUAUACUCAAUGAUAAGCGUCAUAUUCUCACACAAGAUACUGAUUCAAAUGUGGCUGUGUACGAUGUGCUGAAGGCUUGUAAAGUUGAAGAUCUUGGAAAAGUGAAUUUUGAAGAAGAAAUAAAAGCUCGUUUCAAGAUGGUAUUUGUUCCAAGUUGGUUUAAUGUUGACUUAAAAACAGGAAUGCUAACGAUUCACUUAGGUCAAGAUGAAGCUGAUUGUUUUUCAGCUUGGGUGUCUGCAAAAGAUGCCGGUUUGGCCCAUAAUGAUAUUAUUGACCAAAAAGUAAACUAUGGUAGCCUGCUAUUAAAGGCUCUCCUGGAGCACUGGUGGUCAACGUUAGUUGCUGAAGAGGAUGGAGAUUGCCAUCAAGAUGGUCCUAUUUCAAAUAGCCCUGUUAAAGAUUAUUUUAGAGUACCUCAACAUACACCUUUAAUUUUCAGUGAAGUUGGUGGAAGAACUUUGUAUAGGCUUCUUGUACAAGAUGCUGGAGGUGAAACUGAAAUGUCUAUUUUGCAUGAAACAGUACCAUCAUGGGUCGCUGACAAAGUUGUCGAAAAGAAUUUACCCAAGUUCAAUAAAAUUCCUUUCUAUCUAGUGCCAUAUGCAAGUUCUAAUGUUAAAAGCAUAAAAAGGGAAAGGCUGUCGGCUAAUGACUUUAUUCAAAUGCAUAAAGUUGCAGAACAUGUCUAUGAAAAAAUGUUGGGAUCAGAGACUGGAUCUAUGGCUGGUGCAGGCUCACCGAAUGACAGAUAUGAGGACACUGAUUCCACCUCACUUGCUGAGGACAAAGUUGAAUUACUUUGUAACGAUCAAGUUCUAGAUCCAAAUAUGGAUUUGAGAACAGUAAGGCAUUUUAUAUGGAAAUCAUCUGCUGACCUGACACUGCACUAUCGCCCACUAAAAGGAAACUUGAGGCCAUGA
This is a messenger RNA of Nezara viridula (southern green stink bug), 1980 nucleotides long. The record is from the annotation of a GenBank genome assembly. Lineage: Eukaryota; Metazoa; Arthropoda; Insecta; Hemiptera; Pentatomidae.